Molecule: messenger RNA, 628 nt
Organism: Leptonychotes weddellii (Weddell seal)
Lineage: Eukaryota; Metazoa; Chordata; Mammalia; Carnivora; Phocidae
Source: RefSeq, a predicted model, not a curated record
GGCUCUGAGAACCCGGAAGUUACGUUAUAGGCACGCGUCCCGGGGGCGGGAGUCAGCUGAGCUGCUGGGGCGAGGUUGGGAUCUUCUCAAAUCGGCUAAAGGGAGCCAGUGAUCUUCUGGGGGGCGGGAGCGGGGUGCAGGACUGUUCCAGAUUCAAGGGGGAGGGUUCCCCACUCUUCUCACUUUAUAAGGCGGGAGCGAGAAAACCCUCAGGAUUUUAAAGAGGAGUGGGCGGCGGAUUGCCAACAUCUGUCAGAUUCUUGUCGAGGCUGGGGAGACGCAGUUUCCAAUCCAGGGCGACGGGGAUCCCUGGGGGGAGCCCUGUUGUAAUCCCUGGGCCCGGGACGGAGGGCCCAGAGGCCGGGCACCAUGGCGUCCAUCCUGGAUGAAUACGAGGACUCCCUGUCCCGCUCAGCCGUCUUGCAGCCUGGCUGCCCCAGCGUGGGCAUCCCCCACUCCGGGUUUGUGAAUGCCCAGCUAGAGAAGGAAGUGCCCAUCUUCACGAAGCAGCGCAUUGACUUUACCCCUUCUGAGCGAAUUACCAGUCUUGUCGUUUCCUGCAAUCAGCUCUGCAUGAGCCUGGGGAAGGAUACACUACUCCGGUAAGUGAGGGCCCAAAAGGCUUAGG